Molecule: messenger RNA, 1367 nt
Organism: Polypterus senegalus (gray bichir)
Lineage: Eukaryota; Metazoa; Chordata; Cladistia; Polypteriformes; Polypteridae
Product: gamma-aminobutyric acid receptor subunit gamma-3
Exons: 9
Coding region: 30-1367 (445 amino acids)
Biological process (GO): nervous system process; signal transduction; chloride transport
Cellular component (GO): dendrite membrane; synapse; postsynapse
Molecular function (GO): GABA-A receptor activity; benzodiazepine receptor activity; GABA-gated chloride ion channel activity
Source: RefSeq, a predicted model, not a curated record
UUUCACUGCAAGUCAUCGUUUUUCUAAAAAUGUCCACCAAAUUAUUGGUGGCUUUCUUACUUCUCUCAGUUUUUUAUGCCUGCCCUCAGAGACUUGAAGACGAAGAAGAUUAUGACGAUGUAACUGUAAACCAAAUGUUGGCCCCCAAAACACAGGAGACUGACGCAACUCAAAUACUCAAUAACCUACUGAAGGAAUACGACAAGAAACUUCGACCGGAUAUUGGAAUUAAACCAACAGUCAUAGACGUGGACAUUUAUGUAAAUAGCAUUGGACCAGUUUCAUCCAUAAACAUGGAAUACCAAAUUGAUAUAUUUUUUGCUCAGACUUGGACUGAUAACCGCCUUCGAUUCAACAGUACAAUGAAAAUAUUAACCCUGAAUAGCAAUAUGGUUGGACUUAUCUGGAUACCAGACACUAUAUUCAGAAAUUCAAAAACGGCAGAGGCUCACUGGAUUACAACACCCAAUCAGCUCCUCAGAAUAUGGAAUGAUGGGAAAAUCCUGUAUACAUUAAGGCUUACCAUCAAUGCAGAAUGCCAGCUGCAGCUUCAUAACUUCCCAAUGGAUGAGCAUUCUUGUCCACUAAUAUUCUCCAGCUAUGGAUAUCCCAGAGAUGAAAUGGUUUACCAAUGGAGAAAAAACUCUGUAGAAGCAGCAGACCAAAAGUCUUGGAGACUUUACCAGUUUGAUUUCAUGGGACUCAGGAACACCACAGAAGUAGUAAAAACAUCUGCAGGUGACUAUAUUGUAAUGACAGUCUACUUUGAUCUAAGUAGAAGAAUGGGUUACUUUACAAUUCAGACCUACAUUCCAUGCAUACUGACUGUUGUCUUAUCAUGGGUGUCAUUUUGGAUUAAAAAAGAUGCCACACCAGCCAGAACAGCACUUGGUAUAACUACAGUACUGACAAUGACCACACUGAGCACUAUAGCAAGGAAGUCAUUACCCAGAGUUUCCUAUGUCACUGCAAUGGAUCUCUUUGUGACUGUGUGCUUCUUGUUUGUCUUUGCGGCUUUAAUGGAAUAUGCAGCACUAAAUUACUAUUCCAGUGUAAAGAAGCCAAGAUAUACAAAGAAAAGGAAAGCGAACUACUCCGUGCUUGAUGUGGGACCACCGCCUACCAUCAUUGCAUUAAACAAUUCCAUGUACUGGCAGGAAUUUGAAGAAAACUGUGUAUAUGAAUGCCUAGAUGGUAAAGACUGUCAGAGUUUCUUCUGCUGUUACGAAGAGUGUAAAUCUGGUUCAUGGCGGAAAGGAAGAAUUCACAUAGACCUUCUAGAAUUAGACUCUUACUCACGUGUCUUCUUUCCAACUUCAUUUCUAUUGUUCAAUCUUGUCUACUGGGUCGGCUACCUCUAUCUUUAA